This is a messenger RNA of Trachymyrmex septentrionalis, 1373 nucleotides long. RefSeq lists its product as uncharacterized. The transcript is spliced from 6 exons. The record is from RefSeq and is a predicted model, not a curated record. Lineage: Eukaryota; Metazoa; Arthropoda; Insecta; Hymenoptera; Formicidae. Bases 69 to 737 code for a protein of 222 amino acids.
AUUGUCGUGAUUAGUAUUGCACGUGUUCGUAAUUAUCGUGCUCGAGAGUGUUGUGUCGUGCAGUUGUAAUGCUAAAAUCUGAGAGGAGGAGGAGGCAUCGGGCAACGGCGGAGCAACCAUCAGAUCAACUUGUGUCUCGCACCUCCGCUGCUGCGCAUCGUAUCGGAGCUUUGUUCCAAUGUGCAGCAUUAGCCACUGACGAUUUCGACGUACACGUGAAGUAUAACGAUGUAGCACGGUUUCUCACGGAACGACCUGUUGAUGAAGUAUGGGUUGGUUCUUCCUUGCCACUAUUUUGUUGCUUUCCUUAUGCGGAUGCUGCGAAACCGUCAAUCACAUUUUUCGCAAAUCUGACGCGGCGGGAGCGCCGAUGCCACAGAGUGGAAGUACUGGGAGCCACGGUCAACCGCAGGCCGGUUCGUCGCCGAGCACCCCGGGCCCCGGCGGCGGUGGUUCUGCCGGUGGUGCUACCGGAAGCGGCGGCGGCGGCGGUGGCGGAGGAGCUACCGGUUUCUCCACCGGCGCUGCCGGAGCUGCCACUUUCGGUCUCGGCGUUACUGGUGGAUCGACCGGCGGUGGAGCCGGCGGCGGUGCAGCCGGCGGCGGUGCCGCAGCUUCCGAGACCGGUUCAAGGUGGGCCGACAAGGGGCCUACUCGUCGGGGUCGGGGAUGGCGCGAUUGGCGUCGCGGCGAUCCCACUCUCAUCAAAGGCCUGUGGAAGUCAAAGGGUCCUCUAGAUUCGCUGGGACAGGCGGAGAUCUACAUCAUUGUGGCUCUCCUGAUCGGCUUCUUCACCGUGGUGAUCGGUUGUUGGCUAUCCGACAACUGCUGGUCGCCGGAGCCAGAAGGUGUGGUCACCCUCGCAUAGCCUAGUGCCGACUUCCGUGCCUCCAGGCGAUAACAACUACUACGGCGCCCCUCAUACAGAAUUCUUCAGGACCCCGGCCGCUACUCGGAUCAUCAUAGUAACGCAUCCGGCAACGUCAGCGGCAAUCAUCGACCGUUGCUUGACAUUAAUGACAAUGACACGCUAUUACGCGUAUGAACACCACGCACGCGGCACCUUCUUCAUCGAAGAGGUAUUGUUCGAUCGACGGCAUCUGCGAACCAACCUCCUUCGCAAGUUCCUAUUUCGCAAGAGAGACGAGUUUUCGAGCAGGGUUAGUUCUUGAGCGCGAAAAGAGACGUCAAGGAAGAAAAUGAAAUUAAACGAACGAACUGUGAAGUUUUUUUCGCUCCGUAUUACAUAUCGAUUCUCAAAGUUGCAAGUGUACGAAAUAAUUGCAUGUCACGUUCACAAUGACAAUUGAAAAUUGGCGUAUUGGAUUAAACCAUUAAACUAACGAAAAGAUAUGUUGCCGAUAUUUCAUACG